CUGAAAUAAAGAUAACGAGUUGGUUUGCGGGAUGUGCAUUCAAACGCUGGCGCGCGACGGGUUGUGGUCGAUGUGCUGUUGUAACAGCACGUUGUGUGUUAUGUAAUACGAAAAAAAAAACUGCAAUGAUGAUCGCUGAUAUUUCAUAACGUUAUGUAAUAAAAUAAAUAAAAUGAUCGCCGAGAAAACGUCCAAAUCUGUGCUGCUCAAGGAUAUGUGAUAAUAAAUAGUUGUGCAUAGCAUUGAUUUUCCGGUUACCGGCCGUGAACAGUGCACACUUCUUACAUUUUUCUUUCUACCGGCAAAGUAAUCCGGGGGUUUUCUGGUCUUUCCUAUGAAGCUGAGUUUUCUUUCCUACGCUUUUCGUCGCGUAAAUAUUUUUUAAGACUUUUCCUUGUCACUAUUUAGAAAAAAAAAGCAUCUAUAUAUGUCUUUAGGUGUAUUUUUUUCUUGUUAAAGGAUUACAUUAAAAAAAAAGUAAAAAAACGCUGAAAUUCUUAAAAAUCUAGUAAGAGUGAGUCAAAAAAAGUCAACUUUAAUUAAUAACCAUCAAAAGUCAUUUUUCGUAAGAAGUUCUAGUGCAACUGCAAAAAAUCGUGUUGAAAUUUGUCGAUUCGGACUGUAAUGUUAGUGAAACUCCCGCAAAUUUCUUGAGUCCUUUGUGAAAAAUGGGAAAAAAGGGCAAAAGGACAAGAUGGCGCACAUUAACAUUAAACGGACACGAAAGUGACAGUGAAAGUUCCGGCACUGCACCUAGCUUCAAAUUCUCCAAAAGCUACCAGCCAAGGUAUUCAAAAUAUCCUUAUUCUAGUCAGUCGACUCCUACUAGGAAGUUCCAGUAUGAGGGGAAAUCCACACGAUCAAGUAGCACAACCAGCGAACAAAAAAUUACAUUUAACGAAGAUGAAUACACACGAAUUACAACCCCUAGACAGGACGUUUUGUUUAAGAAAGGCUAUCUCAGCAAGCCUAAAAACUAUCACACACAAACAUCAACGGGUACCACAUGUUCCACGGCCAACUCGACGUCAACCUGCACCCCGGAUCACCAUUCUGCAGAUGGUGCAGAAGGGACCGACUUAGAAUACGAAUCACAGUUUGUCUUCCCUAACGUUUUUGUCGACCAAAAUGGAAUAUAUUACCUUAACAGUCUUGAACCAUUCCCUUUUGUAGUGUACAAUGCGGCCCCAGCGUACUAUCCACCGGAAUGUCCCAGUUCGAAAACAAAAAGAUAUAGCACUGACUCGGCGGUAGAGUCGGCUAGUCCGAAUAACGAAGAAGUUUUAACUAAUGGCGGUGGAUUGGAUUCAACAACCCUCUCAGGAGUUCCCGUAUUCCAACAGGAAUUCUUGCAAUCGUCCACUUCCAUCAAUUAUUAUUCCAAUGGGGCAUCUCAAAACGAUGCCCACACAGACCCUCGUUCUUCUUCAAACGAUGUCAGACGUUUGAAGAAGAAAAGGCGUAAGCGACUUUCAACACUGCAGCAACAAAGUCAAGAAGGUCCGGCAUCUUCUGAGCACACGGAUAAUGGCGAAUCAGACGAAGUACUCAGUCAAUCGGAAACGGGAAGUAACGUGGGCGAAACGUCGUACGUUUCUUCCCUUCAAAUAAACACACCGGAAAAACAAUCCGAAUCAAUAACCCAAGAUCGAUCUGUUCCCAAAACAGACUCGACUAAUGCGAGCUUAAGUACUCACGGGUCUGAAUCUGAGAACGAGCGAGACGUUGAAUCGUCAGGCCACGUGAAGCAAAUCGACAGCUGUGAUAUUAAAGACGAUAAAGAAGACGCCGAAGAAAGUAUAAGUGAGGAGGAAUUGAGUAAUAAUGAGUGUAAAGCGAAAGAAGAUGAAUCACAUAUCGAAAAUCACUCACUUGCUCAUCAUUCAGACGUCGUAGUUGCGCAUAAAGAAGGAGAAGAUGUGAUAGUCGAGGUUGAAUCGAAGACUGAUAACGUUAACAUUAACGCUUCUACUGAGUCUUCCGUUGAGGAGACUCAGAAAAACUCGUACCAACUUAAGCCUGACGCCGAAGAGUUCGUUCCGAGAGCACUUAGACAUCCUCAACAUCUUCCUCUGAAUCCUGCCCUCCAAUUUGUAAAUUUACCCCCAACGUAUAUGCCGAUCCCUAUCAUCAAUCCCAUAGGAUCUCUUCCCCCAACUACUCAGCAAUCGUUUUCACCAGUGUUCCUGCCACCUCCAGGAAUACCACCCCCGCUUAACAUCGUGUCACAACCUCAACCACCACCACCACCACCGCAACCAUCGUCGUCAUCGCUUGAUACCAAAGCAAUUUGUACUUAUCAACCAUCAAUUCAAAACGUUACUACGGAACCCACUUCUAAACAAGAAACAUCAACAAAAGAAGUCGAAUCUAGUAUCACCAAUAUUAAAAGCGAGUCUUUAGUAAAUGAUGUUACGGAAAAUGUAAAUGAUAAAGUUAAAGAAUCUCAAAUACCUAACGGUAGUGAAAAUCAACAAACUAAUAAGGUGCCCCAUCAAGGCAAUCGAAUAGAUAUUGCUCAAAUUGUCUUCAAAUUGGAAGAGGCAGCGAAAGAGCAGAAUCAAGAAAAACCUCAACAGAACGUCCAGAGACGUCAGAACAAAUUCAACAAUCGUUCCCCUCAACGAACGUUCUACGGUGAUAAUCGGCAAAAGGUUUUCGGUAAUGGUCCGAGAAGAAACAAUUUCUAUAAUCGAAGAAACGAACAAUCGCACAAAAUACACGAAAAUAACAUGAAACAACAAAAGCCAGCUGAAAAUCAACCAGCUAAGAAGUCUGAAGUCAAAAAUCAGAAACUGCCAACAAGUGAGAAUAUUUUAAGGAACGAUGUUAAUUCCAUCGAUAACGUUUCACAGGUUAGACUCAAAAGCAGUCCAAAUAGAAGCUUCUCUACCUCAUCUCGUUCUGCCCCAAAUCCUGUUUCAAUUGUCGAAAAAAAGAUACAGAACGAUCAGAAAGUACACCAGAGUCCUGUGAACUGUUCGAAGAUGGUACAACAACAGUCGGCUCAAUCGCCGGCAAGAAAUGGCUCCAAGUUUGAUAAACAGGACAGAAAAUCUGAUAAACCUCAGUUCGUUCAGAGGAAUCAUUCAAGUCCAAGAAAUUCCAUCCAACAUAAAGAAAUCGCAGUUCAAAAUAGCCCAAAGAAACUGUCUAAUUCUCAGAAUCAAUGGAUUAGCGUUUUUAAUCGUAAAAAGAGGCGAAAUAAGAACCAGGAAGAUUCAGAAAAUGAAACCAAUCAAGACUUAAUCGAAGUAGAGUCUUUUGAAUCAUCUUUUGUGGCUCAAGUUAAUGACGUAAAAGAGAGUCCUGAUAAUGUUUUGGCCAAUGAGGUAGAAGUUAUAAACCCUUCAGAGAAAUUAGAGAACGUUCAACAUAGUUUGGAAAACGUAAGUGUAGCUCAAGGACAACCUGUCUCGGAAGCCCAUCCAAAGGAAGACACCACCAUUCCAGAAAACGUCAACGACAAAUCGGAAGAAGCUGUUUUAAUAGUUGAAAGCCAAGAGGUUCCUGCAACAAAAAUUGUCAGUGAAGAAGAUAAUCAGAAAUUGGAAGAAAAAAAUAUUAACUCAGAAAAGAAGGCAGGUACCAACAAAUUUGAGAAGAAAAUACAAAACAAAAGUACGAAGAAAAGUCAAAAAGCGCAGUCCAGGAAGAUUAUGAUAACUGAUCCGGACACAUCAUUUAUUUUGCACACAAAUCCAACUGAUGUCACUGAGGAUAAUGAAUGCAAACCCUUGAAAAUUGAAGCGCCUGAAGAUGUGCAUUUAGGGGAAGAUGACAAAGUUGAAGAAGUUAUUGAAAAUUCAAGCAAGGACGAUUUGCCGAUAGCUGCGGUUGUUACUGAGGAACCAGUAAAAGAUAAUAUUCAAGAAAAUGUUGAAGAAACUGUAGCGUCGCACGUGGAAGCAGUUGUUACCGAUGAAGCUGCAGGUACAGCUUCCGAUACUUCUGAUAAAAAAUCGAAGAGAAAGAAAAAACGAGUAACAUUGAAAAGUAACUUAAAUAAAAAUCGAUCUGCGUCCAGUUCUAGCUCCGUAUUGAACGUUGAUGACCCAUACAACUAUCUUCUCGAAGAUAUUAUUUUGAAGGACUCGGACAACAAGACGAACGAAGAAAUUUCCGAAGAACUGGAUAGAAUUAUUCAAAAGGGCAUGUACACUAGCCUGGAGGAAAAACUUAAGACCAUCAAUGUUUCUGACUCUACAGAAGACCAGUUUUUCAAAAUGCUCAAUUGUGAUAGUUUUGUCCAAAAGAAACCGGCGCAAAGUAACACAACAUCAAUUAAAAUAACCGACUUUGCUUCAAUUCUAAAAAACUCGAUAUUUGGGGGAAAACAGGCUGAACAGGCGCAAAAAGUUGAAGCUAGUUUCCCCCAGAUUACGUUCUCAAACGUCGAAGAUCUACCACAACCUUCGACUUCACGUUCAGGAUUUUUUCUUGAAAAUCCCGAAACUACCGAGUUAAUAAAAAAUAUCACAAAUAAUACUGUCGAUGUUGAACCUCCCCUUUUUCAGAUUUGCAUGGUGGAACAUCACCCAAAUGUGAAGAGCAAAAGUGACAAUAAACUAAAGUGUAAGAAUAAAAGGUCUAAAAGGCCCAGUUCCCCUCUCCAACCAAAUCCUAAGAUAAUAGAGAUUACAAAUGACAGCAAAGGAACAACAACAACUAAUUCAAAAGUUUCACGUAAAAAUGGUGAUUUUUUUCGUGACAGCAACGAAUCAGGAAAUGAUACGUUAAUCGAUGAGAGGGAAGAUAAAGUUUCCCCUUUGGAAAACGGAAAGGAAACUUUGUAUCCUAUAACUCAGGCUGUGAAGGAAUGGAUGACUAAAACCCGUGAAACUACUCCGGAUAUUGAGAUUCUAAAAAGUCCCGAUGUAAUUCUUAAAGAAUUCAUUGAAUCCGACUCGGAAAUAGAAGAAACUGAAACUGGAUCAGCCAGAGACAUAGGGGCCAUUGCCGAAAAGAUUCCCAACGGAUAUUCCAAUCAUAACGGAGUGGGUGAAGUUGUGAAGAAAAUGACACCUGAGGAAGAAGUUACUCUAUUUACUGCCAACGACGAUUGGAGUUUAUCUCCUCAAACCAGUAUCGAGGAGGAAGAUUUAUUGGAAUGUUGGGAUAACGAGAUACCAAAAAAUCCUUCCGAAAUUGAUCCCGUUCUGAACAAGAAGAUGAACGGAAAGAUUGAAAACGGAUUUGGUGAAGAUGACGACGAUGUCAUAGAAGAAUAUGAGAGCAAAUACGGAAAAAACGAAGAUUACUUGAAACUAAAGGCUGAAGUCGAGGAACAGAAGAAACGCAUGAAUUUUGCGAAACACGGAAACCUCCCUUACAGGGCUAUAUGUUGUAAUAUUAUGUAAAUACUUACGGCGAGAACAAUGUUUAAAAUAAGGAGAAGAUGAUGAUGAAAAUGAAGAUUAUCGUAAUGAAACGGAUAGCGAUUCCUAAACACGGUUAUUGUUGACGAUUUAAUGUUACGUAUUAUUAUUAUUAUUAUAAAUAAUACCGCUGCAAGUACAAAUACUUUCAGAGCAUUUAACUAUUGUUGACUUAUAUACACUUACACAAACAUACAUACAUACAUACAUGCGUACAUACAUAAACACAUACCGAAAUAAUGAUCAGCGAAGCUCAGGUUAUAAUAUUUUUGUUGCCUUUUGGGUGUCGACAGAAAACUGAUUGUUAUGCCCAAAAAUACGUGCGUGGGUGUAAUAGAACCCAUGUGGGACACAAGAACACCCAAAAAAAUCGUUAUUAAUUACGCGCGUCAUUAUCUAUCAUUAUUAAAAAAAAAAAAAAACGAAAAAAAUCAUGAGAACAAGAAAAGCGAACUGGAGUUUUUUUACUGGUUCGUCAAUGUUAGAUUUUAGUGUGUCGCUGAGCGACGUUUCUGCCCCGUUAUCAGUUGAACAAUAAGCUGUAUUUUUAGUCUAGGUUAAGUCUUAGAAGUUUUUAAUUUUGUCUUAAUACAUUACAUAAUAAUUAUGCAGGUUAUUGUUUUAGUCAGUAUGAAA
Agrilus planipennis (emerald ash borer) is the source of this 6014-nucleotide messenger RNA. Its product is annotated as uro-adherence factor A-like. The record is from RefSeq and is a predicted model, not a curated record. The coding region runs from base 669 to 5360 and encodes 1563 amino acids. Lineage: Eukaryota; Metazoa; Arthropoda; Insecta; Coleoptera; Buprestidae. The transcript has 7 exons.